Molecule: messenger RNA, 1944 nt
Organism: Brassica napus (rape)
Lineage: Eukaryota; Viridiplantae; Streptophyta; Magnoliopsida; Brassicales; Brassicaceae
Product: CCR4-NOT transcription complex subunit 9-like
Exons: 9
Coding region: 720-1670 (316 amino acids)
Biological process (GO): mRNA catabolic process; negative regulation of translation
Cellular component (GO): P-body; CCR4-NOT core complex; CCR4-NOT complex
Source: RefSeq, a predicted model, not a curated record
AAAUUCAAAAUCACUAUCAAAUAUGAUUAUACAUUUAUUUAUUACAUUUUAAUUAAAAUGAUAAAUAAAAAUAACUAUAUUUUUAUAUUGAAUAAAUAUAAUUAUAUAAUUAAAUUAUUGUAAAUUCUACAUAUUUUGUGGAUAAUUGUGAAUUUUUCCAUCAAACAUACACAAUAUUUAGAUCAAUACGAGAAUAUUAAAUGUGGAUUAUAAAAUUUGGACUGUAAAUAAUAUUUUUAAAAAUUUUACCAGUGUAAAACAGAUUAGAAUAGAUUAAUGUUUUGUCAAAAUUAUUUCUCCCUUUUAAAAUGCGGAUAAAAUCUAAUUUGUUAUUAAUAGUGCAUCCAGUAAAUAUGUUUUCUAGAUUCUUCCCCGGUCUGUAGAUAUGAUAACAUAUUUCUGGUCAAACGCAUAUUAAGAUUUAUUAUAAGAAGAUAGAACAAAUCUAACAAAACAAACAUAUAAAUUCUCUUUCCAUGUAUUUUUUCUGAAAAUAUUAUUAGUUUCUUACUUUGACAAUUAUUAUUCAAUUAUAUUUUGAUACGUAACCAAAAAAAUCAUUAGAGAGAAUUUUGGUCAAUUACAUAUUUGAAGCAUGUGUGCAUCUUAGCCCCUAUAUAUUUCUUCUCCCGUUCAUCAACUGCCUCAAAACUCUGAUCUGAAUUAUUUCUCUCGCAGAGAAAAAAAAUCGGCUAGAGAAUUUCUUCCGACUUUCAAAAAUGGUGAAUCUACCAGAUUCCCUUUACGAAGACUACACUAUAUCCAGGGUGAAUCUUCCCUCUGCUCUAGCCUCCACCGUCCCACCUUCACCGGACAUAAGAAUGAUUAUUAAGUGGGUCAAUGAUCUUCAUAAUAAUAUCCCAUCCACCUUCGAUUUCGCGCUGCAGAAUCUCACCAUUCACAGGAAAAAUUUCGAGAUCUUGCCUCGGCUUUUAUGGAAAUCUCAUUUUACAGUGGCCAUGCUGUUGCAGGAGAUCUUGAAAAUCUACCCACUCACCUCACGUCCAGUUUACUCACAGAACUGGAUGCACCUUCGAGUGUACAACAUUUUGCUUUUGUUCCAGUGCAUAACUCAUUACCCGGAGACAAGAAACUGCUUUCUUAAGGCUGAUAUGCAAUACUAUUUCUAUCCUUUGAUGGACAUUAAUGUCACCGAUCCGCGUCUUGAAUGCCUAAGGAUUGGUGCAUUGGGUGUCAUUGCUCAUAUGUUGAGGCCGCCUGUAGACCCAGCUGCUGUUUGUUACCUUGUGAACACAAGUUGUUUACAACAUUGCACAAAAGCCAUCGAGAUUGGCUCAACAGAAUCAAAAACAAUUGCUGUAUUCAUAAUUAACAAGAUUCUGUCCACUGGUGAGGGGCUUCAGUACUGCUGCGUCUUGCCUGAUCGUUUUUUCUUCAUAGACGGUCUCCUGAAAAGGCUGCUUAUGUAUCUUACCACCAUGGCCAGACCUUGUCCCAGCUUGUUCAAUCUUCUUGUUGGCUGCUACACCAGUCUCUCCUACAAGCCCAGGGCUCGAAGGGGACUAAGGCGUUACCUUCCUGACAUGCUGUUCAACAACACCUUUGCUAGUUUACUUGCUGCGGACCCAGCAGCUGAGAGGAAUCGUCGGGAGCUGAUUAAGAAUCUGGAAAUGAAAACUCAGCCAGAAAAGAACAGGUUUACUAAGUAAUAAAAUGAAAAGACAAAAAGGUUAUAAGAAACUCUAUGUUGUUGUUUGGUUUUAUCUCUUUUCCAGAUACAUCUCUUGAUACUCCAUCAUUGUUCUUCUCUCUCUUUUGGGAUACAUUUGAACCCUAUUUUCAAUCUUCUUUCUUUUGUCCUUUCAAGUAUUUUAUGUUUUAUCUUCUCUCCAGAGGGAGGAUCGAUUUGCUUAGUUUGCAUGAUGAUUGAUACUUAUAUGAUUGUUAUUAACAUUAAUUUCACCUGCAUGAAAAAAGGAGACA